Aspergillus melleus is the source of this 582-nucleotide messenger RNA. RefSeq names its product Tyrosine--tRNA ligase cytoplasmic. Gene Ontology annotation, biological process: tRNA aminoacylation for protein translation. Gene Ontology annotation, molecular function: ATP binding; tyrosine-tRNA ligase activity. NCBI's taxonomy places the organism in Eukaryota, Fungi, Ascomycota, Eurotiomycetes, Eurotiales, Aspergillaceae. The coding region runs from base 1 to 582 and encodes 193 amino acids. The record is from RefSeq and is a predicted model, not a curated record. The transcript has 4 exons.
AUGGCUAACGGAGUGAUUAUAGCGGCCACGGAAUGGCUACCCAAACUCGGAUACCGAAAGCGUGCUCAUCUUAUCACACCAAUGGUUGCAGGCCUAAGCGGAGGCAAAAUGAGCUCUAGUGUUGAAGAUAGCAAGAUUGAUCUCCUCGACCCGCCCGAGGCAGUCUCCAAGAAGAUCCGUAAAUCGGAAGCGUUACCUCGAGUCGUUGAGAACAACGGCAUCAUUGCUAUGGUAGAGUUCGUCUUACUACCGGCAGCCGACCUCGCCGGCAAGAAGGAGUUCCGCGUGGAACGCCGAGAUGACGAACCCCUUAUUUACACCGAUAUCCAAAAACUGAAAGACGACUACACGAACGACAUUUUAACUCCCCAGCUUCUAAAGCCUGCAGCAGCAGAAGCCUUGACCCGUCUCAUGGCACCUAUUCACAAAGCCUACGUCGAGUCGGCGGAAUGGCAGGAAAUCACCCUCAAGGCUUACCCGCCUCCGGUUGUGAAGAAGAAGGAAAAGAAGGUCAAGGACAAGGGUACCCGCCAUCCUGGAGCUAACAAGGAGCAGGACCUCCCAGAGCGUCCCAAGGCUUAA